This is a messenger RNA of Porites lobata, 431 nucleotides long. Lineage: Eukaryota; Metazoa; Cnidaria; Anthozoa; Scleractinia; Poritidae. The record is from the annotation of a GenBank genome assembly.
AUGCAGGACGUUGACUAUGAGCUGGUGUACGAGCCCGGAAAAGACGAAGCAGACCCCCUAGACUACCUAUCCAGGCACCCACUACCUGAAACAGGAGAUGACAGCACCGAAAAGAUCAUCAGAUGGACCGUGAACACAGAACAUGCUGUAGUCCUCACAAGGAUUAGAGAAAAAACCCCGAAAAAUGAAGUGAUGCAAAAACUAGUGAAGAGAAUAGUGAAGGGAGACUGGGAAAAGCACAAGCGAGACAAAGACCUGGAACCAUAUACCUUCACGUGAAGCAAGAGUUGUCAAUCACAGAAGGACUGAUUUUCAGAAAACAGCAUAUAGUGCUACCAGCAACCCUACAGAAGAAAGUAGUCAAGCUAGGACACAAACUUGGACACUUGGGCAGGACCAAGACCAAACAGCUACUGAGAGAGAAAUACUAG